UAUGGAGGUGCAGCUGUCCCCUUCAGACAGGCCAGCGCUCUGCCUUUGAGCAACCUUCAUAUCUGCUCGCUCCCUUGUAAAAACAAAUCGCCAAGUGGAACUAAGUUUCAUUGUUAAACUUAAAGAAGGGGUUUUUUUUGUAGGAGGAAUUGAUGAAAACAUAGCGAACACUGAAGUGUUUUUUGAUUUUCACAGAAGGAUACCAAUUUACAGGAAACUAUUUUUUUCAAUUUUUCUCUCAACUGUGGAAACUCAUUUGCUUGGAAAAAAUAAAGUACCGGUACUUUUCUUCAGGGAGCCUGUCAUGAGCCAAGAGGAGGAGCCAGGACACGAGACACCUCAAACCCACGAUCUGCUGGGCCUUCUGCUGAAGAACAGACGCCCCCCCAGCCCCGCCAACCAGGUCUGGCCCGGCCUCUACAUCGGAGAUGUCGCUACCGCCAAGGAUAAGGGGCUCUUGGGGACCCUGGGGGUGACACAUGUGCUGAACGCCGCAGACGGGCCCCAGCACAUUGACACCGGGGCGGUUUAUUACGACGACACCGACAUCGUCUAUUAUGGGGUGGAAGCGGCGGACCACAAAACCUUUGACCUCAGCCCCUUCUUCCACCCAGCCGCGGAAUUCAUCCAGGACGCCCUGGCCCAAAAAGGUACGGUGCUGGUGCACUGCGCCCGGGGCGUCAGCCGCUCGGCCGCCCUGGUCCUCGCCUUCCUCAUGAUCCGAGAGCGCCUGUCCCUGGUCGACGCCAUCAAGGCCGUGUGCAGCCACAGGAACAUCCUGCCCAACGCCGGCUUCCUGCGGCAGCUCCAUCACCUGGACACUUCCCUGGCUGCCGAGAGAAGCAGGACGGCUAUUCUGAGAGAAAUGGCUUCUAACAAGUCAAAGUCUGGCAGGAGCACAACAGCGUGGCAGGGAGCGGAGGCAUCUGCUCAGAAGGAGGAAUAUUUCACACCCGGGGGCUAUGAACUGGAGAAGAUUCUCAACCGUGGGAGUGCAGUGUACACUCGUGUCAAUGAGGUCUGGCCCAACGUCUACAUCGGAGACGAGCAGACGGCGAAAAACAAGGCCAACCUGAGGAAAAUGGGAGUUACUCACGUGCUGAACGCGGCGGAGGGCACGUGGAACAGCGUGGACACGGGGGCGGACUACUAUGACGACAUGGCCGUGGUGUACUUCGGCUUGGUGGCGGUGGACGUGGUGGGGUUCGACCUCAGCCAGUAUUUCUACUCCGCCGCCAAGUUCAUCCACGAAGCACUGCGUGAUCCUCAGAACACGCUGCUGGUUCACUGUGUGAUGGGUCGGAGCCGCUCCUCCACGCUCUUCCUGGCCUACCUCAUGAUCUACCACAACAUGACCGUGGUGGACGCCGUCGACCAUGUGAAACAGCGCCGACGCAUCAUCCCUAACUGGGGCUUUCUGAAGCAGCUAAGACAACUGGACGAAAGUCUCCAGGAGAAGCGGAAAAGCUCUUCAGACAGAGAGGGAAAUGACUAUAGUUAGGUCUAGUGCAACACAUGAUUGAUGAGAAGUGUUUUCAUUUAACAUGAGUGCACACACACAUACACACACGCACGCACGCACAUCACAAGUAGAAGAUCACAGUGUAGAUUAGCCAUUGACAUGAAGCUUGCCUUUAUUACUCCAAAAUAUUUUAUCUAUUGCCAAAAAGGAAAUUAAAAAAAAAUAAUAUUCAAAAUGCCUUGCCCAAGUACAGAACUCAACAUUCCUUCAACCACUUUGGGGUGUUCAAUCAACUGCAGUGGCAUCAUAUUCAUGGUCAAUUAUAAUUUAUUCUUAUGCUAAAAUGUACAGCAUUUGAGUGACUGACAAAGGAGAAAAAGUCAUAAAUACAAGAAUGUCAUUCUGUCCAUUUACUGUGCACAUAGCCAGGUAUUUCCCCGUUAACCAACCAGCAACUCUGUACAGGUACAAAGGCUACAAAAGAGCAAUAGAAACAAAAACACAAGUACAAGUUGCGUUUUACAUGCAAUCUGUUAGCUUAGUUUGCUCUAUUCACAAGCUCUAAUCUUCUAGACUUCGGUAAAAUAUAAAUCCAACAUUUUAUAAAGAUAGAAAACAAAUCUACAGAUGGAAUGAAAAUGUAACUUUAAAGGCAUUAUGUAAAAUAUUUGGACUAAAUUUAUAUUCUUCUUUAUUGUUAUUCAUCGGUAUAAUCAUUUAGAUGUUUUUUUGUUUAAUCCCGCCACACUUCCCUUGACAAGUUGAAAUGUUUUAGAAUCAUCAGGGUACAAACACUGAGAUAUGCUUUGUUAUUUCGACAGAAAUCCGUCUGCUUUAGAAAACAGAAAGCUGCCUUAAGGAGAUCUGUUACAAAAAGACUUCAGAAUUAUACAUACAUAGCAAUAAAACCUCUCAAACCAAACGGAAAACAGGACUAAGUUUACAUCGUUUUUUUUGUUUUGAUUUUUUUUUACAUUAGCAUUA
Molecule: messenger RNA, 2446 nt
Organism: Gadus chalcogrammus (walleye pollock)
Lineage: Eukaryota; Metazoa; Chordata; Actinopteri; Gadiformes; Gadidae
Product: dual specificity phosphatase 29-like
Exons: 7
Coding region: 305-1501 (398 amino acids)
Biological process (GO): protein dephosphorylation; negative regulation of MAPK cascade
Cellular component (GO): cytoplasm
Molecular function (GO): MAP kinase phosphatase activity; protein tyrosine/serine/threonine phosphatase activity
Source: RefSeq, a predicted model, not a curated record